Phyllopteryx taeniolatus (common seadragon) is the source of this 1300-nucleotide messenger RNA. It is a transcript of the gene cldn15a, whose product is annotated as claudin 15a. The record is from RefSeq and is a predicted model, not a curated record. NCBI's taxonomy places the organism in Eukaryota, Metazoa, Chordata, Actinopteri, Syngnathiformes, Syngnathidae. Bases 423 to 1091 code for a protein of 222 amino acids. The transcript has 5 exons. Gene Ontology annotation, cellular component: bicellular tight junction; plasma membrane. Gene Ontology annotation, molecular function: structural molecule activity. Gene Ontology annotation, biological process: bicellular tight junction assembly; cell adhesion.
ACACCGCGGAAAAAUCUAGUAACUCAUCGUCAUAAAACAGAGAAAAGCGCAAGGAGGAAUACAGAUUUAAAAUGGAAUAGAAUGAUUACAAUGCGACUGCCAACUACCUUGAAUGUGUGUAUAUAGUUAAAAAACAUGCAAAGUGUGCGCUGUUGCUCGUGUGACCAUUGGACUCUGCGUGAACUGAUAAACACCUGUUCCAUUUUGGGGUUGUUAGUGGGGGAAGAUAUGCGUGUGCGUGUGUGUGUGUGUUUGUAAGUGGGUGGAGAGAGCAGGUGAUAUAAAUCCACAUCUGUGGCGAGCGUUCACACUUCUCCUCCAAGCCGUCAGGGCCGAUGCUUUGAUCGGCCUUCCCGUUAUCUGCACGCUUCCUGCUCGCCGCUUUUGGACUCGAGGGUGGGCGGGGUGGGAGGGAUUCGAUCAUGGAUCCGACUGUGGAAGUGGUGGCGUCGAUUCUGGGCUUCCUCGGCUGGGUGAUGGUCGGGGUGGCGCUGCCCAACCGCUACUGGAAGACGUCCACGGUGGACGGCAACGUCAUCACCACGUCCACCAUCUACGAGAACCUCUGGAUGUCCUGCGCCACCGACUCCACCGGCAUCCACAACUGUCGGGAAUUCCCGUCCCUGCUCGCUUUGAACGGUUACAUCCAGGCGUCCCGCGCCCUCAUGAUCACGUCAGUGGUGAUGGGCACCUUCGGCCUGAUGGCGGCGCUGGUGGGCGUGCAGUGCUCCAAGGCGGGCGGCGACAACUACGUGCUCAAGGGUCGGAUCGCGGGCUGCGCCGGCGUGCUUUUCAUCCUGCAAGGUUUGUGCACAAUGGUGGCAGUGUCCUGGUACGCCUUCAACAUCACCCAGGAUUUCUUCGACCCGUUCUACCCCGGUACAAGGUUCGAAAUCGGCGAGGGGCUCUACAUCGGGUGGUGCUCGGCCGUGCUCGCCAUCGCCGGCGGGGCCUGUCUCAUGUGCUCCUGCAGGACGGGCUCGCAGGAGAAGUACCAUUUGCCUCAUCAAAGCAGGGGUACGGUUUAUUCUGGACCGGCCCGGACCAGAAGCGUGGCUGCCAGCACUUAUGGCCGAAAUGCAUACGUUUGAAUGGAAUCUUUCUUUUUAUACUCAUCAAAUGAUUACAUUUUCUAGUGGAAUAGACUCAUUGUUUUGUUAUAUUUUGUACUCAAUGUUCCGCAAUGUUAUUUAUGUACAGUAUUCAGAUGUGUAAAUCUAUUCAUUUGAUUCUCGAGUCAUGUGUUUUUUUUAUAUUUCUUUUUACAAUUUCGCACAAUAAACAUACUGUGCAUGUUGAA